GCACGGAUGUGCGCGAGCUGCACCACGCGACAAGGACUGACAAGAUGGCGAUCAUUUUAGAAACAGGGGAAUAACUGCAAGGAGAGCCUCGACGACGCAACAAUGACCUGGGAGGGUUGAAUUUUUCUGCUCGCUAUGGUUGCCAUGGUGAUAUAAAGCCAGUGUGAACUGUGGACACACACACACUCAGCCUUGUGCACAUACUGUCAGUUAUCGGCUGACAGAGCCAGCCAGCUUGUCCGGCAGGUGUGUGACAUGGACAGGUGUAAGCAUGUGGGGCGGCUGCGCCUGGCCCCGGACCACUCCAUCCUCAACCCUCAGAAGUGGCACUGCGUCGACUGCAACACCACCGAGUCCGUAUGGGCCUGUCUGGGCUGUGCGCAUGUGGCGUGCGGCCGCUACAUCGAAGAACACGCCCUGCAGCACUUCCAGCUGCAGCGCCACCCGCUGGCAAUGGAGGUUAAUGAGCUGUAUGUUUUUUGCUACCUGUGUGACGACUACGUCCUGAAUGACAAUGCCACAGGAGACCUCAAGCUGCUCCGCAGCACACUCAGCGCCAUCCAGAGUCAGCGUUAUGAGGUCACGACUCGCAGUGGGCGUACUCUCCGCUCUGCUAGCGCUGCACCAGAUGCCCUCAUGCCAUGUGGUGCCAGUGAACUGCAGCUGAGGGACGAGGACCGAAUGUUUACCGCACUGUGGCAUCGCCGAAGGGUACUCAUGGGUCGUAUUUUUCGCCUCUGGUUUGGCUUGACUGAAUGUGGAAAGUGGCGAGAGGAAGAAGAGAGAAAGAGAGAGGAAGAAGAGGAACAAAAACGGGAGGCCAGAGAGAGGAGGCGGUCUUUAAAGAGGCAGCUACAGGAGGAACUGGAGAACGCUCCCCUCAGGAAGAGUCGCCGCUUGCGUCGGAAACGCCAGAGAGCUGCGGCCAUGGCUGUAACGACACAAACUUCUCAGAAGCCAUGCAAAAAGACAAAAAGUCGUGAGCCACCAUCUCACAUGCGCAGGCCUCGGACUCGAUGCUCUGUCGUGGCUGCUCCAAAGAAAACCAGACAAACAAAAAAAGCCCAGCCUGCUCCCAAAUCCCAGAGACGUUCCAUUAAUACCAAACUAAAGCCCAAAACGUCCUCUGCAAGCCCUCACAUCGCCCAGACCCCUGUCCGCCGGAAGCAGAGCACCAAACAAAAUGGCUCCCCCUUCAAACAACGUCCCACAGUUACUCCUGGGGUGACUGGCCUGAGGAAUUUAGGCAACACUUGUUAUAUGAAUUCCAUCCUUCAGGUGCUGAGUCACCUACUAGUGUUCAGGGAGUGCUUUCUGCGUCUGGACCUGGCUCAGGCACUGGAGCUCCUGGCUUCUGCGGUCCAUGGCCAGCUGGCAGAAAAGUCCUCAUCACAGUCCGCCUUGUACCAAAGGAAGGGACUCCAGACCAGCUUGGGCUCUGGUGCAGGUCUGAGUGGCGGGGCCUCCCGAGCCCGCAGCAUGGAGCUGAUACAACCCAAAGAGCCCAGUUCCAAGCACAUUUCACUUUGCCACGAGCUGCACACCUUGUUUCAAGUUAUGUGGUCUGGCAAAUGGGCGCUGGUAUCACCUUUUGCCAUGCUUCACUCAGUCUGGCAGCUGAUUCCUGCGUUCAGGGGCUACGUGCAGCAAGACGCUCAGGAGUUCCUGUGUGAGCUCUUGGAUAAGGUGCAGCACGAGCUGGAGAGCACAGGAACGCACACGACUACAAGAGACCCACAGAAGCGGCUCAUCAAGCAGGUUCUCAGCGUGGUUAACACCAUCUUUCAUGGCCAACUUCUAAGCCAAGUGACGUGCCUGGCCUGCAGCCAUCGUUCCAACACCGUGGAGCCUUUCUGGGACCUUUCGCUGGAGUUCCCUGAGCGGUAUCACAGUAACAACAGAGAGUCGGCCGCGCAGGCUUCCUGCCAUCUAACGGAGAUGCUGGCAAAGUUUACAGAAACUGAAGCCCUGGAGGGAAAUAUCUACGCUUGUGACCAGUGUAACUCAGCCAAACGCCGAACCUCCUCCAAACCCGUCACCCUAACUGAAGCACAGAAACAGCUGAUGGUCUAUAAACUGCCUCAGGUCCUCAGGCUUCACCUCAAGCGCUUCAGAUGGUCUGGGCGGAACCACAGAGAGAAGAUAGGAGUCCAUGUCAGCUUUGACCAGCUUCUCAACAUGGAGCCUUACUGCUGCAGAGAAUCUCCACCCAAAAGCGUGCCCUGCUCUGCUCCCAGUAGCUCCAGCUCGGUCGGCUUGCCGCGCCCAAAGCACUUCCUCUACGAGCUCUCUGCUGUGGUGAUGCAUCAUGGGAAGGGCUUCGGCUCUGGCCAUUACACGGCUUACUGCUACAAUACAGAAGGAGGCUUUUGGGUUCACUGUAAUGACUCCAAGCUGGACGUGUGUUCAGUGGAGGAGGUCUGCCGAGCACAGGCCUACAUCCUCUUCUACACACGGCGGGUAACUCAGGACAAAGACCGGCCGCUAUAGGACCGCGACCCUCCGUCGACCACUCACUGAGACAAUAUCAGCACAGCCCGACCUAUCGCUCUUCAUUUUAACCCAGCAGGAUGGGACUUUUUUAAUCUAUUUUUCUAAAUGCGGAGAAAGGACUUCUUUAUGAAAUCUGCUUUGUUUUGUGAACUUCCUGUAUAUGAUGUUUUUAUAUGUAGGUAUUUUAAAAGAAGAGGUUUGCCUGAUUUAUGUAAAGAUUUGUGUACAUAUGUAUUUUGUAAAGAAGAGAGUAUCAGCCAAGAUGUGUCACGGUAGCAGAGCAGACCCUUCUGCUGGCUAGUUUAAUGUAAACGCUGUUUGUCUGAAUCAGCUGAAAUGUUUCUCAGUCACUUUAGAUAGUUGACACAGAACUGGAUGUAAGUUAUUUACAUGAUAUUCAAUCAGUGGAAAUGUCCUCCAUGUGCUCCGACAGCCAACACUUUGGUCCUUUUCCUGCCAGAAAUGCACUAAUUUCUACAGUUGAUAGCUUUCGUGUCGCUCUGUUGGUGGCUUUAAAGAUUCUCUUCUCUGGAGUUAUUCUAGAUCUCAAGCAGACUUCCAGCCAAAGCCUUGAGGGGAACGAUAUUUUUGAAUUUGAAUGUGGGGAAACCCGCUCAGCGUUUCUGAUACGGUUUAACACCAGAUUGGUUUUGCCUCCUGCUGUUUUUAUUGAUGGGAGAUUAUUGACGGGAGAAAGUUUCCAAAGGGAUACGUUUUAGCUGUCUGCUGCCAUCUUUCUACUACACAAUGUAACUGGGGGAAUCUGCCCCUAAUGUUAGAAAAGUGCCCCUUCAAUGAUAAAGCAGGACUAUUUUUAUAGCAUGUACGAAGUGGAACCUGCAUUGCUGCGGUCCACAUAAACCAGCAUUUAGGUCAUGAAUGUAUUUUUAUUCAGCCCUCAGAGGUUUUACAAAAUCAACUGUUAAAAUUUUGUACUCAAACAUUCGUGAACAUCACCAGCAGUUUUUACUGAUCAUACUGUUUUGUUUUUUUCUUAUUCACCAGAAGAGAAUUAAAGUACUCUUCUUUCUUUUUCCCUUUGUAUUGAGUUUGGGUUUUUUUCAUUUGGCAUUUCAGUUACUACUCAAUGGUUCAUGUGUUUGUGUGUAAAUCUUAUGGAAAUUAUACUAUGCAAAUUAUUACCUCAUUUUUUCUGGAAAGGAUACCUCAAUAAAUGAGAUUAUUUUUUCA
Molecule: messenger RNA, 3684 nt
Organism: Nothobranchius furzeri (turquoise killifish)
Lineage: Eukaryota; Metazoa; Chordata; Actinopteri; Cyprinodontiformes; Nothobranchiidae
Gene: usp44
Product: ubiquitin specific peptidase 44
Biological process (GO): protein deubiquitination
Cellular component (GO): cytoplasm
Molecular function (GO): zinc ion binding; cysteine-type deubiquitinase activity
Source: RefSeq, a predicted model, not a curated record